This is a messenger RNA of Lates calcarifer (barramundi perch), 6406 nucleotides long. RefSeq names its product genetic suppressor element 1. The transcript is spliced from 16 exons. NCBI's taxonomy places the organism in Eukaryota, Metazoa, Chordata, Actinopteri, Centropomidae. The record is from RefSeq and is a predicted model, not a curated record. Bases 1278 to 4757 code for a protein of 1159 amino acids.
ACACACUUUUUCCUUCCCUUCACUCUCCCUUCCUCUCUCUCCCAUGAUGAAUCAGCUGUCACUCAGGCACCAGUCCAAUCUACUGAUAAUGAGAACUGCAUCAACACCCUCUCGCCUCUCUUCCUCCCUCUUUCUCUUUCUCUCAAUCUCUUUUUACUCUCUCUCUCUCUCACACACACGCACACACAUGCAUACACACACACCGUCCUUCCUCCUCUCUUCAUAUUUCAUGCACAGACACGUGUGCGCGCCACACUCACAUAAACUCAUUCAUCUCUCCCUCACUCAUCCGUCUUAUGAUUCUCCUCCCCUCUUUUUUUCCUUCCUCCCACCCUCCCUCUUUUCUCUCCCUGCUUCCCUCCCUCCCUCGUCCCUCCCUCCCUCCUCCUCUGUGCAUGCUGAGCUGAGCAGUCAGUGGUGGGACUGAGGCAAAGGAGGGAGGAUAAAGCAAGAAUAGAGACAGAAAAGAGAACAGAGGCAGAGAAAAACAGAUCAUUAUAUAGCAAACGAGCAAGAGGCUGCUGAAUGAAUAACAAGGAAAGGAUUACAAAGCACAGGACUAAAAAAAGGAGAGGACGCCGGCUGAAGACUCUCUACUCUCUCUCCUCUCUUUCUCUCGCCCCCCCCCCCCCAUCCUUCCUGUCACCCUCCCAACUCUCUCAGAGGCUCUCCCUUCCCCAGCGAUCUCCUCAGUAAAAGAUGGCAUGAGUACACUGUCACCCAUCCUCAGCCUGUGGAGUAUUUUCUCUCCUCGCUGUCACUCUUUCUGUCUCUUUCUCUUCUUCUUGUCUGCUUUCCUCUGAUCCCCCACCUACACCUCCACCCCCACCCCAACCCUACCUGUCCUUGCUCUUCUACACAGGGUUCAGUCCAGAGGGUGGAGACGAGGGGAGGGAGCUAGACAGAGGCUGACCUCUCCCUUCCUCCCUUCCUUGCACACCCGCAGGGCCCAGAGAGAGAGAGCGAGAGAGAGAAAGCGAGGGAGCGAGUGAGAGAGCCGGAGCAGGGAGCCGUCUGAUGACUUACACCAACAACGAGCUCCUUAACCCGGCUGACCGCAGCCUGAUCCCCCUGCCCGCCCCCUCCCUGCCUCCUGUAGCCCAGACUCUUCUUCUUUGAGUCAGUGGAGGAGUGAUCCAGGACCAUGUUUGGAUUAAAGACUCCACACUUCUACCUCCCAGGUAUGAACCAUGAGUCCAAUAAAUCAUCAUCAUUAGGAAUGAUCUCCACGGCAACUCGCACCACGGCCACUGUCAGUCCCCUCAGCCCACUAACCAAUGGGAACGCAGUUGCCCAAUCUGCAAACUCCGGAUUCGCUGCUGCUCUGCGUAAACUGGCCAAACAGGCUGAGGAUCCCAGAGGUUCUGCCCUCAGCAGGUGAGUCGUCUCCAGUCUCUUCCCCGGCCACCAGUCACAGCUCGCCAGUGACCACCCCGAAGCGGGGCUCAUUAGGGCCCCUCCUGGGCCAGACCAGGGGCCACGGUGUGCCCAGCACUCCUCCGGUGGUCACCAUUGCCCCCACAAAGACCAGCAACGGCCUGUGGAGGGCCGACGGACGGCAGGUUGAGCCAAGUGCUCAGGGACUCGGUCGGGAGAGGGUGGGUGCUGAGAACACACAGUCACAGCAGGAUAAGAGGACUCCACCCAUCCCUUCACCUCACCCACUGGCUCACGCCUUUGGCCUCACCCCCAGCACCAUCAUGCAAGACCCCAGAAUACAGAGCCUUAGUUUGCCUGGGCAGAUGCACCCAGUGGUUCCCUCAGGUGCCGUCCCAGAGGAAUACCUGAGAGCACUCCGGCCCUUCGCCACCUCAGAUGACCUCCGAUUGACCUCUCUACCCCUGAGUCUUGACCCUGCUGCUGCUGCUCAUGCUGCAGCUGCUGCUGCUUACUAUCACCCUGCCUACCUGCACCACCCUCUGUCCUUACCAAGGAUGGAGGAGUCUCUGUGUCUUUCUGCGCUGCGGUCACAGUUCUACUCUGUGCCUGCAGGGGGAGCCUUCCCUCCCCUCCACCCCUCUGCCCUCCACUUGCACCUGCCUGGAGGCCGCUACCCCGGAGAAAUAAACCACACAGCACUGGCUGAGAGGCUACAGAUGGAGAAUGAGCUCCGCCAGCGAGAGAGAGAGCAAGAGCGCGAACGAGAGAAAGAAAGGGAGCGUGAGGCAGGGCUGGAACGAGAGCGGGAGAGGGAGAGGGAACGAGAGAGGGAGGAGGAGAGGGAGCGAGAGCGGGAGAGAGAGCGGGAGAGAGAGCUGGAUAGACAGAAGGAGAGGCAGAGGGAGAGACAGCAGCAGAUGGUCAGAGCCGCGGAGAGCCACUACCUGGCUGAGCUGCAGGCUCGGAGGGCACCACCGGAGGACAGGGGCAGGCCAGGGGAGAGGCUGACCCCAAACAGACUGGAUAAACCCAAGGAUUCAGAGCAUCCAGGUUUCCCAGCACCAAAACCUCUUCCCCUGCAGGGUGGCCUUCACUCCUCCAGGGGCUCUGUCCCACACCCAGUGCCCAGCCUGGUGCCUUCUCACCUGGGGAAGCAUCAUGCUGCUGCUUCCUCUGGGGGGAUCCAUGGAGCUCUGGCAGCCGCCAUGAUGACUCAGAGGGCCAGUGAGGAGGCCUGGUUAACACGCCAUAGAGGGCAAGGGCAGGAGAGGGAGGGCCCACUGGAACUGGGCCUCAGGUCACCAGGGAAAGGGGUGGAUCCACGAAGAGACAUCCACAGACCCAAUUCAGUCCAUCACAACCCAGGCAGCAAAGAUGUACCCCCUUGCCUUGGUGCUCCACCUCCUCUUAUCUCCCCUAAAGGUCCACAUCAUCCUCCUGCCCCUCCAACUACACUGUGGAACCCAGCUUCCCUCGUGGACACACCUGUCGACUCGCGCAGAAAACUCAACCCUCCCACACCGCCAAGUCGACCGCCUCCAGGACUGACGAGAGCAGAGAGGCCCCUGCUAAGCUGGGGUGACAAGCUGGAAGAAGGAGGCAGGAGGAGGGCAGAAGGUCUAGAGAGGUACCCCUCACUGAGGGGAGCUAGUUUACAGGAGUCCUGGAACAGGGCUGAACAGGACAGAGCCAUCCAGAAUCUCUACCACCGGCACCACAUCAACAACCUCCACCAGAGGUCCUGUGUGCCCCUGUCUAUCCCCAGCGCUGACCUGGGGGGGCGAUACCAGGAAGCCUCUCCAUCUCCAGCGAGGGAGCGACAGAGUCAGGCACCCGACAACAUGCUGGUGUACGACGAGAUUCUCCAGCAGCACCGCCGGCUGCUCAGCAAGCUCGACCUGGAGGAGAGGAGGAGGAGGGAGGCCAGAGAGGGAGGUUAUUACUAUGACCUGGAUGAGUCGUAUGAUGAGAGCGAUGAGGAGGAGGUGAAAGCCCAUUUGAGGAGAGUGACAGAACAGCCCCCACUCAAACUGGACACAUCUUCCGAGAAAGUGGAGUUUCUGCAUGUGUGUGGUCUGACCACGCUGGCCCAUCGCGAUCAGCUCCUGGCACAGAAAAGGAGAAAAAGGAGGAGGAUGAUGAGAGAGCGCAGCCUCUCUCCGCCGGCUGUGCAGGGCAAGAGAAAGGCCUCUUCACCUUCAACACCUACAACUCCCUUAAGUACCCCGUAUUCUGCCGAGCAGAUGGACAGCACCCCCGAACUGGAGGAGAAAAAAGACUUCCUCCUUAUGUUCAACCUCUCCCAUGUCAGCCCACAGCAGAGGAGAGAUAAGGAGAGGACAGAGGAGCUGCUGAGGGCCAUUCAGAGGAAGACUGUGACGCUAGACACUCUCAGAUAUAAUCCUUUACCUCCGUGUAGCAGUCCUCCUGCUCCCUCAACUGGUGACUCUUCCUCAGCCCCUCUGCCGUGUCAAUCAAACGGACAUCUGUACCCGGACUCUCCCAGCCCGUCCCCGCCUUACUUACACAAACCUAAGCACCUCCAUAGUGACGCAUUCAAACCCUCCAUGGACUGCCAGGUGGCCCGCAACCCUCCACCUUUGGCCCCCCACCAUGAAAAAGUUGACUUCGCAGAGGCUCAGCCAAACAGGAAGCUCCAGGGCCUCCAGAACGGUGUUGUUGCCUCUCCUCAGAAGAAGGAGCCCAAUCCGCUGCAGAAUGGAAGGAAUCGGCCCUGGGAGAGAUUCACGCCUGAGGCUUUUGCUCAGCACUUCCACCAGGCUGUGCUGCAGUCCACACACCACACACUGCAGAACAAAGGAGUCUCAAAUUGUGUCCCUGAAGCUGGCAUGAAGGCUGAGCACUCGUCGUCUCACAAUGUCACAACAUCGUCUCAGCUGAAGCAUUCAAGUUUUAACCAUGCCCCUCAGCACGCACACAUCAACGGCCAUCACUUCCAUUCUCCUGUAGCCAGUCGUGAUGCUGCCGCAGGGCCGCGGGAAAGCCUGUCUGAUGAAGAUGAGGAAGAAUCUGGCCAGGAGGAGGAGGAUGAGGAGGAGGAGGAGGCGGAAGAAGCUCCAAGGAAGUGGCAGGGUAUUGAAGCUAUUUUUGAGGCCUACCAGGAAUAUGUAGAUGAAUGGAGUAUAGAGAGGCAGGUUCUUCACAGUCAGUGUAAAAGACUCGAAGCACAGAACUAUAAUCUGACCAGAACUGCAGAGCAACUCUCUCUCACUAUGGGGGAGUUGGUGACUCAGAGGCAGAAAGUGAGAGAGGAGAGAGAGAGACUGCAGGCCCAGCUCGAGCACUUCAGGAGGUGUUUGACACUACCCAACGUUCACUGGGGCAGGGGGCAAGUCAACGGGCACACGCCGAGGUGACCUCUGACACCCGAUUCUCUGACCGACACGCCUCUGCCGGCGAAGGAACGGUAACAAGACCAAGAUGGACUGGAGCCAGACCACUCUCUGCACUUGAAGUACUUGAAGGAGCCAAUCCUUGUCUAGUUACCUUUCUCGCCAGUCAGUUAUGUUACCUGACUGGUUCCAGAUUCAAUUGAUGGUAACAGCAAUCCAUCGUGACCAUAUGGUCUGGGCAUUCCACUCUCUCUCAUCUGCCCCUGUAACAACACCGUGUAGGUGAAACAGUGUCUCUGUAACGCAGACUACUCCCACUAGUCCCUGAGUUGGCUUUAAGGACUUUCCACCAUUUAACUCAUAUCACUUUCUGUACAAACUGUGUUGAUCCACACUAAUGAGAUGUAUCACUCGGCACAAAUCUGUAGCCUCUCUGGACAGCAAUGAGAAGAGACGUAAGUGUGCAGUGGUCACUUGGUUAAAACUCAGAGAAUGAAAAUUGAGUCAAGGAAUCAAAGCACACCUCAGGCCUUAAACUUGACAGGAUGCACUUGAAAUGGAAUUUGAGGAAAUACUUGACCGGUCCUCUGUGUGGUAUAAUGUUGUAGUGUCUACUGAGUACUGUAUCUGACAGAUGAAGCAGUUUUUUGUGCUGGUAAUGGUUCAACAGAGGAUAGGAAACAUCUAAAAGAUAAUAUCUAUAUAAUGGCAAAUGGUAUCAGUGAAGUUCUUUUUGAGGUUUAAUAAAUUUUCCAUGGGUAAUGUCACUUGUGAUAGACAAAGAAUUUUGUAUGUUUUGUUGUUUUAACCAUUUCUUGUGGAAAGCCAUAUGUUUUGUUUGAACUGCUGCCGGUCAGAAUGAAAAUGUGUUAGGACAGCUGUAUUUGAAAAAUGUCACAUUGGACGAAGAUGAAAUGGGGGUGGAAGACAACGCGGCAAAUGUCAGUCUUUUAAACAUAACGUCAUCAAGCUGUCGUUACCAUUGUUCAGAUGGUUUCUCCCUCUGUGGUCCCAAGCCCUUCACACGCCUAGAAAUGUUGGCAAAACUUGAUUUCACUGCUCUGAAGGCCUUUUGCAAAUUUAUACACGUUAGAUAAUUGGCAUCAGCUGAGUGAGAUGAUACUUUUAGACAUUCUGUCCAACCUUACAAAUGUUUUCACCUACCUAAUGAUGAUUUCUUUUAAACUUAAGAAAAUGAAAAGCCAAAUUUUUAUUCAGUUCCAUUUCUGGACUAUGACAGAACCAAUUAACAGUGUCUUUUCACUUGAUACUUUUAGAGUACUUGAAGCAGUUGUAUAAUUGUUUAUGGGUAACAUAAACAUCAGGAUGACAUAAUCCUUCUCUGGACAACAAACUACACUUUCUGUAGCUUCUGGAUGAGAUUUAUUUUUGUUCAAAGCCAGACAAAACAAUGUCACCAAUUCAUAAUUUCUGCCUCUUUGCCUCUGAGUUUUGGAAAUCCUACAAGCACAAACUACAAUAGCAAUCUCCCCAAAUCACCUGACCUCCUUGCAUCACCUCCUCUACAAACUUGCUGUGAAAUCCUGCAUAUUUGUUUCUAUCAGUUGUUAUGUAAUGUAUUAUUUGGGCUGUAUAAUUGCAAUGAAUUAUUUAUUAACAUAUAUUACUGUACAUUCUGAUGGAAAUUUACAUUAAAAUAUUUGUAAAAUGUC